AUGGUUUUCAAUGCUGAAGAUUAUGCCAAACCUCCACAUUUGACAAAGAAGGAAGUCUUAGAAGUCAAAGUAUAAUAAAUUAUAAUUUAAGUAAGCUUUUGAUAUAUUCGAUAAUGAUGGGUCAGGAGUAAUCGAUCCAUAAGAAUUGAGAGAAGCAUUUGUAGCAUCUGGAAUUAAAACUUAUCACAAUAAAUUUAUUUAUCAAGAUUUGGGUGAAUUGGACACUGAUAAUUCUGGAGUAAUUGACUUUGAAGAACUUUUACAUCUGGUCACAGCUAAAGUUAGAGAUAAAGAUACACGAGAAUAAAUUCAAAAAGUAUUGAAUUUAUAUGAUUGGAACAAAGAAGAUGAUUAAUUUAAUAAAUUGAAGGUAGAAUCACUUGGGAUGAACUCAAAAGAGUAGCUUAAGAUUUGGGAGAAGAAAUGA
Molecule: messenger RNA, 427 nt
Organism: Paramecium octaurelia
Lineage: Eukaryota; Ciliophora; Oligohymenophorea; Peniculida; Parameciidae
Source: the annotation of a GenBank genome assembly